Molecule: messenger RNA, 1690 nt
Organism: Ectocarpus siliculosus
Lineage: Eukaryota; Phaeophyceae; Ectocarpales; Ectocarpaceae
Source: the annotation of a GenBank genome assembly
GUGGCGCGACGGGCCCGUUCGCAGGCGCUCGACGCCUCGUCUCGAGGCCGGCCAAAAGGCCGGCAACGACAACAGCAGCAGCAGCGACGACAAGGCAAGAAAGAGCCGCCAAAACCUCGAGAAAAUCGGCGGCGGGAUCUUCGUCAUCGUUGGCACGGCCGGAGACAGAGGACGGGGACGCAGGGCUAUCAACAGACCCCCGCAAGAGCCCCCAAUCCGAGCCCGCGUGCUGGCACAUGCGAGGGCGGCUCACCAACACGGCCACCGGCCAAACCAUCGCCCUCGUGGAAGGUGUCGAGCUUGCCAGAAGCCUGGCCUUCGAAACCGCCUCCUCAAGAAAAUCGAGUAGACGACCGAAGAGGCCGGCGGGCGGCGCGGGUGGCGCGGGCGGGGCGGUUGCCGGGGCGGAGGGAGAAGGAGAGCUGGAGGUCGACAAGGCGCUCAAGCCAGGAAGGUGGACGGCUUUCGGGGCCCUCGCCACCAGCAAGUUUUUCAUGUACCAGGACCCGGCAACUGGGGAGCCCAUGGACCACUUUCGCAACACCCCGGUGGAAAAGAAGCAGGCGGUUCGGACGUACGAGCGCUUCUCGCAGGUGGUGUCUCACCUCCUGCAGCCCAACGGGCGGGUGCUGGUGGUCAGCGAGUGGGACGGCCGCUCUGUGAAGGCGGAAACCGCCAACAACAACGGCGUGGAAGAAAUCGAGGGGGGCCGUGGCGGUUGGUUUCCCGGCGGGGCCAGAGACCUCGGUAGCGGCAAGGACGAGCGGUCCCUGUCUCGCUCUCCCUCGUCCCCCCCCCGCCGGGUCUUCAACCUCCACUUUUUCGUCGAGGCUCGAACUCCGAAGGAGGAACGAGAGCUCAAGAGGUGGCAGGAACGGCCGGGUGCCCGGUGGAUCGCCUUCGGGUCGCCCCCCCCCCGGGCCCACGGCUGCAAGGAGGUGUACAGCUACGUCACCGGGAGCGAACGGGAAGGGGGAGGAGGAGGCAACGAAAGAAAAGAAGGGAAGAAGGCCAGGCUGCCUUGGGCUUGGAACAGGAGCAAGGCGGCGUCGGAUGCGCGGGAAGGGGAUGAUAAUGCUGAAGUUGUCGACGAUGGCUCCGUGGCACUAGCUUCGUCGUCGUCGUCUUCUUCGUCUGGACGGGGUGGCCGCGGCGGCGCCGGAGGGCUGAUGUCCUACACGCGUUACGGCGAGUGCCCGACCUGGUACGGGACCGGGCGCAUGUGCGGGCUGGACGUGCAGGCCAGGCGGGUGGACUCGUUCUCCUCCCUGCCGGCCAAGCUGAGGGAGAAGGUGCUGGAGGUGGACCCCGAGUUCGAGGUGGGCCCCCCCGGGACGAUGGGCGAAGUUAGACGGGCCGCGAGAGAGCAGCGGUUGGAGAGGGAGGAGGAGAGGAGACGGAAGGGGAGGAGGUCGUUGCGGCGGCCCUUUGGGGCGUGGGGUUCGUCUUCCGCUCGCGAUGGAGAGCCGUAAAAUUCUGCCUCGUCGUGCUUUUUGCAAAUUUGUUUACGCAUGCGUGCGUGGGCCAAGCGAAAGGGGGCUUGGAACAGGAAUUAAAACGCGUGAAGCAAGUGGUUUUUUGCUGGAAUUUGUUUGUUCCACUGUUGUUUUGUGUGCCGAAAGGAAGGGAGAGAGAACUGGAGUGAUAGAUUGAGACCUUUGCUCGGUUUUAAAAAGUGUGUCUCUUUGGC